CAAAUGUGUUGGAGCUGUGCACCUGCGCACAGGCUCUUUAUUGCAAAUUGAGUGUUGAUGUCAAGUGUAGAUUCGCUGGUUCUGAGAGCUCGUUCUGCAAUGGGACUCGAGUAAGACCGUGGCGCGGAAGCGAGCACUCCAGACAAGGUGUAUGAGGUGUGAUGGCGUCGUGCUCUGAGGCCUGUAACUCAGGGUCUGGAUGUGGGGCAGGGUCCUCAGGCUGUGAGGUAGGUUCUAGCUGUGCCUGUCCGCAGUUUGGGGUGCGUUCCUACCUGCACCAUUUCUAUGAGGGGUGCAGCACUGCAUCAGGGUGGGAGACAGACCCUGAGGGAGUGGGGGACGUCCAGACCUUGAGAUCACCCCUGAGGUGGAGCUCAGCACUCUGGAAGGUCUCUCUGGCCCUUGGUCUCCUGAUGGUGACCUCUGGUCUGGUCAGUCUGUCCGUGGGUUACUCCGGCCCCACCAGGAUCGAGUCCUUCGGGGAGGGGGACCUCCUCUUCAUAGACACCCAGGCUGUCAGUUUUAACAGGGGUCUGCAUCACUGCGUGGCGGCCGGGAUCGGUCUCACCUGCCUGGGAACGGGUCUGACCGUGGCGGGCCUCCUUUUCUGGUCCUUCUCCAGGAGCCGAUUGAAAGAGAGGCUAUAUCGGAGAGAGAGAGAGAAGAAGGGAGGGGUGGAGUGUGGAAAGAAG
Molecule: messenger RNA, 692 nt
Organism: Oncorhynchus gorbuscha (pink salmon)
Lineage: Eukaryota; Metazoa; Chordata; Actinopteri; Salmoniformes; Salmonidae
Gene: nrsn1l
Product: neurensin 1-like
Exons: 4
Biological process (GO): nervous system development
Cellular component (GO): transport vesicle; neuron projection; neuronal cell body
Source: RefSeq, a predicted model, not a curated record